CACCAGCCCAGGAUACUGUGAUUCGCUGCUCGCUUCACCAUGGCAGGGAGCGCUCUGGUGACCACAGGUUUUUUCUUCAUUCUGUGCCUUGUUGGUUCAUGUUCUAGUAAUGAAGAUCUAGAUCAACGUUCAGACACAUGGGCGACCAUUCUGUAUGCAGUGAAAAAUGAUUUCACUGCCAUAGCUGGGGCCCCACCCAGAUCCAUCAUGGAUAACUAUGAGUGCAGAGCGCGACAUCUUGGAAAAAUAAGCAACGUCAGACUCAUUGCAUUCAGUCCUAAUCGAAGACUCUAUGCUGUCCGGGGCGGAGAACUCUACGUAGGGAAUAUGCAAUCUUCUGCAACCCAGGACUGGUUUAGAUGUGCCACCCGGGUUGGGAGAUGUGGUUGGAACCAAUUCAAAUUUCUAUUCUUCCACCCCAAUGGGCUCCUCUAUGCAGUCACCUUCAGCGGGGAGCUUUAUAGGGGCCCACCACCAACCAAUCAAUGUCAGUCCUGGAGAAGAACAGCUACCAAAAUCGGGAACUUCGGCUGGAACAAUUUUGAAGCUCUGUUUUUUGACCCAAGAGGCAUUCUGUACGCAGUUACCAGUAACGACUGCCUUGUCAGGAGAUCUCCACCGACAGGGGCAAAUGACAGAUGGCUUUCCUCCAGUACCACAGUCGGGAGAGGUGGUUGGCUCGUCCUCACCCAUUUCAUUAGCUUUAGCCCAGAUGGAAACCUGUGGGCCAUUGAUAAGAGAAAUGGGUUUAUUUACAGUGGGAGGGCCCCACAGAACCCAUGUGUCAGUUAUCUGGGUAAUGCCAAACGGAUGGGCAGCAGCUAUAACAGGUUCAGUCUACUUGCCUUCACUACAGGGUCUGUUGUACAAAAAAUCCAGAGUUUCCAGUUCUUCCCAGAAUCAGGAGAAAUAACGGAGCAGAGCAGGGAACUUCUGAAGAAAGAAAUCUAUGACAACCGGGAGGGCAGCGAUCAACUAAACCGCACAUUCACAUUGGAUCAAACCAUGGAAGAGAAGAGCGCGUUUAGGCUCAGUACUGGAGCACAAUAUGAGGGUGACGUCAGGUUUACAGAUGGAAUCCCGUUUAUUGCUACAGGAGGGGAGAAGGUAUCCAUUGAUAAGAGCACCCCACAUUACUGGAACUUCACAGACACCAACGAGAGACAGAUUACAUUCUCCCUGCACAAAAGCUUCCAAAUAAAAGCUGGAAAAGAAUUACACGUUGUCGCCUCGGUCCAGAAAGCCACUGUAGAAGUUCCAUACCGCGCAGAAGUCAUCACCGACAGUGGCUCAAAGGCUACCAUCCAGGGCACCUGGCAAGGAGUUACCUACUAUAAUCUGAUGGUGGAUCAAGAGGAGUACGACGGAGGAACCCGCAUGUGAUUUCAUGUCUCCUGGGGUAUCAGGGGCAAAUUCCACAGGGGGUGCAACUUUCUGUCUGGUGGGAUAAUGGGUCAGUCCGGCAGAAGCUGCGCAAUGAUUUACUCUGUCGGGCGGGAGAAGAUGGUGUUUGAGCAAAUGAUUCCCAGCAGAUAAUGCUUAUGUUAGUCGUUCUAAGAGCAAUAUACACUUAAAUAAAGGCUUUGAUCUUCUGCAACUGCUCUUCCAAUAAAAUGUUUUGUGCCAUAAAGAGAA
Xenopus laevis (African clawed frog) is the source of this 1635-nucleotide messenger RNA. RefSeq lists its product as uncharacterized. NCBI's taxonomy places the organism in Eukaryota, Metazoa, Chordata, Amphibia, Anura, Pipidae. The record is from RefSeq and is marked predicted.